AUUUUGCUCAAAAUUUAUUUCCCAAUAUUUUCCUUUCACACCAAUUAAACCCACCAUCAUAUUCAUCUCAUUCCCAUUCUUCAUUGGUACAAUGACCAAAGGUCAAGAAAAUUGUCUUGUAUAUCAUUGAACUCGGGUUAUCAUGGUGAUGAUGAGUCGGUGAUGGUUUCAGCAGCUACCAAGUCCUUGUCAACUAUGAGCAGAGAGCAAGCUUCCAAGUUAAAAUAUUUGGAGAGAGAGUAUGAAAAAAACAUGAUGAGAAUUGUAGGGUUUUUGCUGGAUAUUUCAAGGAGGUUUUGCAAGCGAAAAAUCUGGUCAGGUUCAUUGAACCUCCAUCCGUAAUUGUACAAUGGAUUGAAAACAGUGACUAUUUGGAGUUUAGCAAUGAUGAGGAGAUGAUCAAUGAAGAAUUUGCAUUGGAAAAUGGACGGUAUAAUCCAAUAUGGGCUGAUUCUUUUGAAGGAGACAAGUCGUUCAAAUUGAAUAGGUGUAGCAAAGAGUUAUCCAGGUUUCCCUCAUUUUAUCCUGAGAGAGUAUCCCUGAAGGUUCUUACAAGCCAAAGAUCAUCAAUAAAAUUAAUGCCUUUGGGAAAUUCCAAUUUUGAUUCGGAACAUGAGUCUUGUUCAAGUGAUGAUUCCAAUGAUCCUUAUUCCAGUGAAUACAAAGGUGAAAAUGAGGAUGUGAACAAUAGAAUGGAAUUGCUCAACACAUGGCAGAGGCAAUACCUAAAUGAAAAGCAGCCUAUUUUGGGAGAAUCAAGCUGCCAUCCAGAUCCUUUGAUAGAAGACUAUGAUAAUAUUCAAUCCAGCGGAAAUAAUACACCACCAAAGGAUUUUGUAUGUCCCAUAACUACUUAUGUACUUGAAGAUCCGGUGACUUCUGAGACUGGUCAGACAUAUGAAAGAAAGGCAAUUCAAGAAUGGAUGGAGAGGGGAAACUCCACUUGCCCAAUAGCGCGGCAGAAGUUACAUAGUACUCAACUGCCAAAAAUAAAUUAUGUGCUCAGGCGCUUCAUUGCAAACUGGCAGGAAAAGGACCAAAAUUCAACUCCUGUUCAAAUGCAACUGAAUAGGUGUGAGCCUGAAUAUCAACCUGUGAAGAUAUCAGCUCCUCACACUAGUUUAGGAGGAUUAGGUUCUUUAGAUGGAACCAUCAAUGAGCUUUGUUGUGCAAUAACCAACCUCUGUACAUCAGAGAUUCUGAGAGAGUCUGAAAUGGCAGUGCUUCAAAUUGAGCAGAUCUGGAGAGAAGGUCAGAUGGUUGAUAUUCAGACAAUUCUGUCAAAACCUCCAGUUGUCAAUGGUUUUGUAGACAUCCUUUCCAAUUCUGUUGAUCCCCAUGUUUUGAUGGCAACGAUAUUUCUUCUCUGUGAGCUGGGCUCAAGAGAUAGCUGUGUCAUUCAUACACUGACCAGAGUUGAUACUGAUGUAGAAUGCAUUGUUGCCCUUUUCCAGAAAGGGUUACUGGAAGCUGUUGUUCUGAUCUACCUAUUGAUGCCAUUCAUUGGAAAUCUUGCAGAAAUGGAAUUGCUGGACUCUUUUUUAAAAGUUCUUCUAGGCAGGGAGGAAGACUUCGUUAGCAUGUUUAUGAAGCCCAAAGCAGCUUCAGUGCUUCUUCUACAACAUGUUCUUAGAAACACAGAGGACGAAAGAGCUUCCAAAAUUGUCAAGAGGUUGACUUCAGCAAGAGUAGUUGAGGCUAUUUUAUGCAUCUUGGAAGCUGAAUUAGUCGAAGAACGACUAUCAGCUAUGCUUAUACUGAUGAGAUGCAUGCAACUGGAUGGACGAUGCAUAAAUAUGAUAGCUAAUAAAGCUGAAUUAACCCACUUGUUAGAGAGCUUCAUUGAGUCUAACGAGGCACAUAGGUUUGAGAUAAUCCAAUUCCUAUCUGAACUGGUCAAGUUAAACAGGAGGACACUUAAUGAGCAAGUGUUGCACAUUAUUAAGAAUGACAGUACCUAUAGCUCAAUGCACAGCCUCCUCAUAUAUCUACAAACAGCUCUCCCUGAUCAAUGUCCAGUUGUGGCUGGCCUAAUUCUACAACUUGAUCUGCUUGCAGAACCAAGGAAAAUGAGCAUCUAUAGAGAGGAAGCUGUAGAUGUCCUAAUUAUGUGUCUCAGAAAUUCAGAUAAUCCUGACGCUCAAAUAGCUGCUGCUGAGACACUUUUAGUGCUCCUGGGAAGGUUUCAUUCUGGUAAACCUCUUAUCAGGGAGCUUUUACUUAAACGUGCAGGACUUGGCCGGACAGAUAGUAAUGUGGCGCAAAAUGAUAUUGGAGAUCUGUCUGGUGGUCAAGAGACAACGGCAGAAGAGCAAGCUGCUGAGGACUGGGAGAGGAAAAUGUCAUUUUCUCUGGUCAGCUAUGAAUUUGGAUUACUAUUUGAGGUUUUAGCAGAUGGCCUGAAGAGUAACUCAGAAGAUUUAUUUUCUGCAUGUUUUCUGUCCUCUACUUGGCUGGUUUACAUGCUGACCAUCCUUCCAGACACUGGAAUUAGAGGAGCAGCAAGAGUAUGCUUGUUCAAGCAGUUCGUAUCAAUAUUCAAGUCUUCAAGUGACACGAAUAAAGCACUUUGCUUGCUUGCACUGAGGAGCUUUAUCCGUGACCCUGAAGGACUGCAUGAUCUAACAUACCAUGUGAAGGAUAUACAUAAAGGCUUGAGAGAACUAAAGAAAUCAUCCACCAUGGCUUUCAAAAUUUUUAACCUUUUUUCAGAAGAGAGAGAAUCCAGUGCUGAUAUGUGGAAUCAUAAAGAAAUUGCACUCAUGGAUUGCAGCACUAACGGUGAAGUUUCUUCAAUUCGGUGCUUCAGAAAUAAAGUUUUCUCAAGUCCAGAUGGAACUAUAAAGGUAUGGAAAGUAAAAGCUAAAAGUUUACACAUCAUCCAAGAAAUCCGAGAUCAUCUCAAAGCUGUGACAAGCCUGGUGGUUCUACAACCAGCAGAAAAGUUGUACAGUGGUUCACUUGAUAGAACUGUGAGGGUGUGGUCCAUCCGUGAUGAAGGAAUAGAAUGUGAGGAGAUUCAUGAAAUGAAGGAUCAUGUCAAUAACCUACUGGUUGCAAAUAGCUUGUCAGCAAAUAGCUUGUCAUGUUUCAUUCCUCAGGGUGCUGGCAUUAACGUGCAUUCAUGGAAUGGAGCAACCAAACUUUUAAAUCAACAGAAGAAUGCAAAAUGCCCGACUCUUGUUGAAGGAAAACUGUAUUGUGGAUGUCUUGAUAACAGCAUUCAGGUGAAAGAUUUUCCCUUUGAUAUAUAUAUACAUGAGAGAAGAUACACCUAAAUAUUGAUUCUAUUAUGAAAUAUAAAGUAGAGAAGAAAAAGAAUAAAGGGAGAAGAGAGAGUAAUUCUUAUUUCUCUUGAGGUA
Messenger RNA from Capsicum annuum, 3362 nucleotides. RefSeq names its product putative E3 ubiquitin-protein ligase LIN. Gene Ontology annotation, molecular function: protein binding; ubiquitin-protein transferase activity. Gene Ontology annotation, biological process: protein ubiquitination. The record is from RefSeq and is a predicted model, not a curated record. Lineage: Eukaryota; Viridiplantae; Streptophyta; Magnoliopsida; Solanales; Solanaceae.